AGUCCACCACAAGCACAGACACAACACAAUCCUCAUUUUUAUACUCUCUUUUCUCUCUCUCUCUCUCUCUCUCUCUCUCUCUCGCUCGCUCUCUCUCUCUUUAUACAAACAUUAACAUCUGGUAUAAUACAAUUAAGCUAUCAAAGAGCUCUCUUUUUCACUGCAAAAGCAAAUAAAUAAAAAAAAUAAAAAAAUUUGGAAAAGCAAGGCUCUUGCAGUUUUGAUCCUUGAAGUCAGAGUCAAGUGAGACUUUGUCGGGCUUCUGACUGAUGAUAUAAUGCUUUUCAUGGAGGGGUGCUUGAUGUAUUUGUUCAUCUGAUGCAUAACUAAAGUUUCCGUGUACUCUGAUGGCCUCAAAAACGGUUGCCAAAGCUUCUUCAAAAGAACAGCAGAAAACAGCUGGAGUUCAAAAAGUUGAGGCAAAUGAUCUUAUGUCUCUGACGCUAAAUGGUUCGAAGACGAGCAAACAUGAGCUGAUUUCCCCCAAACAGUUACCUAAACCGGUAGAUAGAACUCCGAAGCAGGUUGUGGUAGAAGCGUCGGAAAAUAAAACUUUGCCAAAUUCUAAUCAUAAUGGGUCUGUUGACUCUUUGAUUAAUAAACUUAAGUCCAGUUCUGCAUCACUUGGUCUUGAACAAGAAUCUAGUGUAGUAGAUUCUAUUGUGAGCAAUACUAGGGGCUCACAAGAUGCUUCCGCUGAUCAAGAAAAGAAAACAUCUGAGUAUGGAAGUGUGAAGAACAGUUCGGUUUCUGCCAAAGUUAGUGAUGGGGCCAGCAGUAUCGCCAAAACUAGUGGGAGUGCCAAGAUUAGUGAUCGUCUUGAUUUCGUUGAGAGUGGCAAGAGCAGUAUAUGUAGAGGAAGCACAAGCAGUGAUAUAAGUGAUGAGAGCACAUGUAGCAGCUUCAGUAGCAGUAUCAAUAAACCCCACAAAGCGAAUGAUGUAAGAUGGGAAGCCAUCCAAGCGGUCAGAGCUAGAGAUGGAGUUCUGGGUUUGAGCCAUUUUAGACUUCUAAAAAGGUUGGGUUGUGGGGAUAUUGGGAGUGUGUAUCUAUCCGAGUUGAGUGGAACUAAGUGUUAUUUUGCAAUGAAGGUAAUGGAUAAAGCAUCUUUAGCAGGUCGUAAGAAACUUCUUCGGGCUCAGACAGAGAGAGAGAUAUUGCAGUCUCUGGACCAUCCAUUUCUUCCAUCGCUUUAUACUCACUUUGAGACAGAUAAGUUCUCAUGUUUGGUAAUGGAGUUUUGCCCUGGAGGAGAUUUGCACACUCUUCGGCAGAGGCAGCCAGGCAAACAUUUUCCUGAGCAGGCAGUGAAGUUUUACGUGGCUGAGGUCUUGCUAGCUCUGGAAUAUCUUCACAUGCUUGGUAUCAUCUACCGUGACCUCAAGCCAGAAAAUGUCCUUGUGAGGGAAGAUGGACAUAUAAUGCUCUCCGAUUUUGAUCUUUCCCUUCGCUGUGCAGUUAGUCCUACACUUAUUAAAACCGCAUCCAUUGAAUCUGAGCCAUUACGAAAGAAUCCUGUUUAUUGUGUCCAGCCUGCUUGCAUUGAGCCUUCAUGCAUCCAGCCAUCCUGUGUCACUCCUACCUGCUUCUCACCUCGUCUCUUUUCUAGCAAGUCCAAGAAGGACCGAAAACCUAAAAACGAAAUUGGAAACCAAGUAAGCCCAUUACCUGAGCUGAUUGCUGAGCCUACUGAGGCCCGGUCUAUGUCAUUUGUUGGGACCCAUGAGUAUUUAGCACCCGAGAUUAUCAAGGGCGAAGGUCAUGGAAGUGCUGUUGAUUGGUGGACUUUUGGAAUCUUUCUGUAUGAACUCUUGUUUGGUAAAACUCCUUUCAAGGGAUCAGGGAACCGAGCCACAUUAUUCAAUGUUGUGGGUCAGCCUCUUAGGUUUCCAGAAUCACCUGUUGUUAGUUUCGCAGCAAGGGAUCUCAUUAGGGGGUUACUUGUAAAAGAACCUCAGCAUAGAUUGGCAUAUAAGCGAGGUGCAACAGAAAUUAAGCAACAUCCAUUUUUCGAAGGUGUGAAUUGGGCACUAAUACGAUGCGCUACCCCCCCAGACAUUCCAAAGCCAGUUGAGCUAGAGCGGAUACCAGCCCCAGCAUCAUCAGCAAGUGAAAAGACUGCCAUUCCUGUGGUUGCACCUAAUCAGAAAGGUUCUGAUAAUUAUCCGGAGUUUGAUUUCUUUUAGUGAUAGUUGGUAUUGAUUGCAAUUUGCAAAUUGUUUCUAUUUAAGGAGAAGAUUGUUCUGAACAUCUAAAGGGUUGUUGGUGAUGAGGAUAGAAGUCUUUAUUAUUGACAGAGAAUGAAAACUUGUAUGUUUGUUUUUUUUUUUCACCUAGCAACUGGUUUCGCGUCUGUACUUUUCUGUUUUUGCUUAGACUCUUUUCAUUUUUAGGGGCACAAGCCUUUGAACUGGCAUAUGGAUUAGAAAAUUAAGGCUACUUGUGUCAAAAAUAGGAUGUAGAUACAGAUUCCUGGACGUUAUUUACAGAAAUAUAGACCAAGAUCAACUUCAACC
This is a messenger RNA of Pistacia vera, 2516 nucleotides long. RefSeq names its product serine/threonine-protein kinase D6PKL2. Gene Ontology annotation, cellular component: cytoplasm; nucleus; plasma membrane. The transcript has 3 exons. Bases 348 to 2186 code for a protein of 612 amino acids. The record is from RefSeq and is a predicted model, not a curated record. Lineage: Eukaryota; Viridiplantae; Streptophyta; Magnoliopsida; Sapindales; Anacardiaceae. Gene Ontology annotation, molecular function: ATP binding; protein serine/threonine kinase activity. Gene Ontology annotation, biological process: protein phosphorylation.